AUGACGAGCUCCGACGCUCCCAUCCCUUCAGCAGCGAAUGCAGACUCAUCCAUGGAAUUAGACACUCUCGACGUCAAACCGACCGUCAUUGGCAUCUACGGCCUCCCAGGUUCGGGCAAGACAUACCUAAUCGACCAAUUGAAGCGACAACUCAGUGCAGAAGACUUUCUCUUCUACGACGGCUCCGCCGUAAUUGCUGCUGUCGUGCCAGGCGGUCUCGAGGCGUUCUCCAGAAUGGCAGACCAAGGGCAAGCGCAAGCGCGAGAGUUCGCCAUCCAUCACAUCGGCAAGGAAUGCAUCGAGACCAAGAAAUCGGCAAUCGUGGCUGGCCAUUUCAUGUUCUGGCCGAAGACUAACGAUGGAGUUGAAGGAUCGCGAUCUCCCCCGCCGGUAUGGACUCCCGGCGACGCAGUCACGUAUACCCACAUUCUCUAUCUGGACUGUCCCGUGAGCCUACUCAUGGAGCGUCGUGACAAAGAUGCGGACAGGGAGCGGCCGCAAAUGAUGAAAUGGCAGCUGGGGAGUUGGCAGCAUGAGGAGAAGACCCAGCUCCGCAAGCUCUGCUAUGAUCUCGGGAUCUUGUUCUCGCUCGUCCACGCUAAACCGCCCUCAACGUUGCUUGACAGAGCCAUUGCGCUGGUCUCUGACUUCGUCAACCAUAGUGAGCAGGAAAACAUGCUUCGCGCAGAACGCCGACUGGAUGAAGUGGUGGUACAUAUGCUUCGCAAAGAUGCGGAUGAACCGGUGCCUGCGAUGGAGCGCAUGCUCGUCAUUGACGGUGAUCGCACCCUUACUGCUCAGGAUACGGGCUCUUUGCUGUGGAAUCUAGCCAGGAGAGAGCUGCUCGUGACAUUUGCGCUCGAGAGAGAUCCUCUGAAAGCGAUCUUUGGCAGCCCAAUGGGAUACUCAUACACUGCUUUUCGCCAGGCCACAUUGGUGUAUGAAGAAAUGAGUGGGUGGGCCGAAUUCGACGGACUUGUCAACCAGGUUGCAGAGGCGACAGAUCUGUACGAUGACUUCGUGUCCCUCCUGCGUAUUGUCGCAACACAGCGCCAUAUGGGAGCAAUCCUGGUAACCUGCGGCCUACGCCAAGUAUGGGAGAGGAUAGUGGCUGUAGCGGGCCUCUCUGACAGCGUCAAGGUCAUAGGUGGAGGACGUCUUACCGACGAGUUUGUCGUCACCGCGGCAGUCAAGACAGCCCUCGUCUCUCGUCUGCAGAAUGUCUACUCUUUGGAGACUUGGGCAUUCGGCGACAGCAUCCUCGACCUCGGGAUGCUGGCCGCCGCGAAUCAGGCCAUCGUCGUGGUCGUCAUGGCGAGCGGCGCUCCACCUCGACUGAGCGCCACUACACUGCCGGUAACCACUUUGACAGAUCCAGACUUCAUGCAGGCAAUCCUCUCGCGUCGGGCGAACGGCACUUGCGUCAGUGUCUAUAUCCUGGAAAUGACCAACGAGAAGGCAGCCAAGAUUCUCAUGACGCCGACACGCGAUGCAUCAGUCGCCGGCCCGGCUUUGAGAGAGACACAUCGCCGGGCGGGAUGGUUCUUGGCUAACAGUUUUGUGCCCACCAUCGUCGGCGUGGAAGAGUAUCAGAUCCCGCAUGUGCAGGGCAAUUCCACCGCUGGCCACCACUUGCUGGAUGAGUCGCGCACCAUGGUUGUUGCACUGAUGCGAGGUGGCGAACCUAUGGCGUUGGGCGUUAACGAUGCGUUCCCCCUCGCUGCGUUGCUGCAUGCCAACCAACCUGAGGAUAUCACAAAGAAGCAUCUGGAGAUCAUGAGGACUAUCAUCCUCGUCGACUCGGUGGUCAACAGCGGGAAGUCCGUGCUCGAGUUCAUCCAACGUGUCUGGAAAUUGGCGGAUAGCGGCCGCAAGGAUGAUGGGAAGGAGCAUGGCACGAUCCGAAUCAUCGUCGUCGCAGGAGUGGUCCAGUCGCAGGCGGUCGACAAGAUUAGGUCAAGUUGGCUGUCGUUGAAGCAUGUCAACCGUUUAACUCUGAGUCUGAUCGCUCUGAGGCUGUCGGAGAACAAGUUUACAGGCAAGGGAGGCACCGACACAGGCAAUCGGUUGUUCAAUACGACGUCUCUGGAUUGA
Molecule: messenger RNA, 2094 nt
Organism: Cladophialophora yegresii CBS 114405
Lineage: Eukaryota; Fungi; Ascomycota; Eurotiomycetes; Chaetothyriales; Herpotrichiellaceae
Exons: 2
Coding region: 1-2094 (697 amino acids)
Biological process (GO): dephosphorylation; L-serine biosynthetic process
Cellular component (GO): cytoplasm
Molecular function (GO): magnesium ion binding
Source: RefSeq, a predicted model, not a curated record